Messenger RNA from Chondrus crispus (carragheen), 9102 nucleotides. RefSeq lists its product as hypothetical. The transcript is spliced from 2 exons. Gene Ontology annotation, molecular function: metal ion binding. Lineage: Eukaryota; Rhodophyta; Florideophyceae; Gigartinales; Gigartinaceae. Gene Ontology annotation, biological process: regulatory ncRNA-mediated heterochromatin formation. The record is from RefSeq and is a predicted model, not a curated record. The coding region runs from base 1 to 8157 and encodes 2718 amino acids. Gene Ontology annotation, cellular component: nuclear RNA-directed RNA polymerase complex.
AUGCCCAAGAAACACACUAAACGUCGAGACGGGACUCAAGAGCCAUCCGAUCUCUCUCCUAUUUCUGGUCGCGGUGGCUUUACGCAUUCUCGGCCUGCAUCAGAUGUUGGAGAUAGUGGCAACGGACAAUCCCAGCAAAUAUGCUAUGAGUUUCAAUCAAACGGCUCCUGCAAGGUUGGUGACAAAUGCCACUAUUCCCACAAAGUACCAAACACACGCCGCGAGAACACAAAUUACGCUUCUGGAUCUCCGCAAUCUCCCUUAUGUUCCAGUUUCAUGGAAAAGGGCUCGUGUUGCUUCGGAGGCCGAUGUAAAUUCUCUCAUGCCAAUUCGCCACAGGGGCAUCAGAAGGCUAGGGCUUCACCUCAUCACACAUCAGAUACCAUUGUCGAGUUUCUAAAUCGUGUUCAGAAGGCGCUUUCCGCACGCCAUUUUAGGCUCGACAUAAGCAAGCCUCGAGAUCUUGAGCUCUGGAUGCAGUGUUGGGCCGUGGUCGGCAAAGGCGCCCAAGCCCACCACGCCUGCACGCUUGCACGUGCAAUCAUGCGCUUCCCGGCAACGACAAUAUUGGCGCCUCCUCCUAACGAUGUGCUGAGCGUGCUAUUUAUCCUUGUUCAUAGUUGUGCUAAACAAACGCAAAACGCAAGAUCUCUGGUUGAGACCCUUGAACAUGUUGCAGACGUUGUUGAGAAUCGCUUGCGCAGUUACCCGGCAGAAAUCUCAUUACAUGAACGGUCUGAUUGUGAAGCAAAAACGCAGGAACUGCGUAGCAUAUCCCAUGGUGCCAUCCUCCGCUCGAUUUCAGAUCCUUCCCUCGCAACCCGUGGGGCUAUUCUUGUUACUCGCUUGUUGCCGUUGCUUGACGGCUUAGCGUGUAGUUACAAGCGCCAGAUCACCGAUGAUACUGAUCAAGACCAUGGCAUUGCGGUUGAGGCUGACGACAAGACUUGGAGUGGCUGGCGCACACCGACACUUGCAUGGCUCCAGAAAGGUGAAUGGUUGGACGCGCCACACUUAAUCCGGAGCAAUGACAGUGUAGACCAUUACAUUCACACGCUGCGGCGACUGGUCACAAUGCUCACGUUCUAUUGGGGAGCCGGAGCAGUGUUCCCAAAAUGCCAAACCCGGGGGCAAGAUGACCAGUCAUGUCGACGACCGCUUUGUACUGUGAUUUCCAAUGCACGUAAAAAGAAGUGUCGCCGUCGUCUGUCCGGCGGCAAGAUUUGCAUGAGGCCUGCACACUGGCGAUGUUCUCGAAGUGGUCAUGAUGUUGCGUGCCAACGUUGUUUGGCCGAACAGCAACACAAAUUAACUAGUAAUCCUGGGCCGCGGGCGUCAACUGACGUAUAUGACUGCCUUGUUGAACGCGACACAGUCAGACGAGACGGCGUUGUUUACGUUCUUUCGCAAAUGAAGUCCCGCAAACCCCCUUCUGUUUCUCCCAAUUGGAAGACGACGUAUCGCCUUAAAUGUUCUGCACUUGUUGCUGUGAUGCGUCUUAGGAUAUCAGGAGAGCCACUUUCUUCUCAACACGCCCUCCAAUGGGCAGAGGUUGUACCUGUGAACCAAAAAAGCGGCUCGGGAAAGGACUUCCAUGAGCGAAGCAAAGGUCGCUUAGCUCUACGCCUACUCAAUCGUGCAGAUGUAUCAACGCUCCCUCGGAACGAAGAAGGGCUUGAAAGAGGGGCAUGGGUGGCCGUUAUCGACCUGCAAGUGUUGGUGCCUGAAGUGAUUUCUGUACUAUCCACAAUUACCGACGUAGAAUUCCACAGUCACCUCGAGCAACUCCUGUUCUCGGACGUUCUGAUCGGUUCUAGAGAAAUUCGAACUGAACCUAUUGUUCACACAAGUAUAGAACAAGCGAUCGAAAGUGCUCUGGCGAUAAGCGAAAUUGACCUGAUCAAGCGGCUUCCAGAAAACAUCCGAUCAGACCUGAGUCGUUCCCUCGUGCAACUAGCAAAGAACGCCAACCUAUACGGAACGCAACUGCGGGCGCUGUCAGCGUCUCUUUCAAGUCCUAUGCACUGCACGCAGGGUCCUCCUGGCACUGGAAAAAGUUACGUUGGUGUCGUUCUGGUCCGUGCUUUGGACGUCAUACGAUCCUAUGCGACAAAGUCUGGCAUGUCGGUGGGUCCCAUAGUUGUGCUUUCAUACAAGAACCGCCCCCUUGAUCAGUUUCUUCUGGACGUGAUGAAAGCCGAGGGCUGCCAUUCAUCUCUAGUUCGCGGAAUGAUUAGAUGUGGAAAGCCGGAAGACGGGCGUUUACAUCAGUAUUGCGAGGGCCGCAACGCUGUUGAAAUUAGAGCGCAGGAGACGCUUUCAAGACGUGUCGCCAGCCUUCGUGCAGUAAAAGGGGUUCUGAGAAGCUGGCGUAAAGUGCAAGAUGAAUUUGGUGAGAGCUUUACAGAGCAAGCUGAGCGCCUGAAAACUCUGAGGACCAUAGAAGUCAAGACAUCACUCGCGUUUGGAGAGAGAGUAUAUGACGCAGUUUUGGUUUUAGCACAUGCUUUGCUCCUUCAUGGCCGUGUCAACGCUGCCGACUCCUGCAACGAACUCAAUAGCGCAACGGCAUAUGGGCUCAUUCAGUCUCUUCUACGAGAUGACUUGUCAACCUUAGAUCUGCACCAUGAGGGAAUAGAGCACCUGAGCAGCCUAAACAAGGGAACAGAACACUGGUUAACAAUAGGAAAGAGUCGUAUGGUGUUUUUGCUUGACAACUGGCUCGGUGGGUCUAAUCCACCGCCACGCUGUGUCGCUCCAAAUGACGCAGGCGGUUGCGUGAUGGCGAGUACAGUACUUGCAACACCCGUUGAAGUGCGUUGCGAAGGAAUCACUACCAAGCAGAAACGCUGCAAAACAGUCGGCAACGCGAGCCACGGUUCCACGUUCUUUUGUAACGCUCAUAGUGCCCAAAAACCAACUUCGGUACAUAACGACGGGUGGUGCGAAGGGGCUGUAAUAUCAACCAUCGGCAAUAACCAUAGACAAGCUCAAGUAGCAAGUGCAGUCAGUGGGUAUUUAUCAAGUUCAGACGAAUGGAAUUGGAACCAGUCACAUUCUAAGCGCUGGAGUCUUGUAUCGGAGUUUCUUGGAGGCGUCAUCCGCUCUAUUGAUGACCUAGUCGUUCUUGCAGAAGACCACGUCGAACUUGCCCGUCGGGAGCUACAGGAAGCCGCGGCUUAUGCUUUCAAAAAGGCGAGGUUAAUAGGCUCAACGAUAGUAGGCGCAACCGGACGCCUGAAAGCAAUUAGGGCGUCAGAACCAUUUGCUAUGGUCGUGGAAGAGGCUUGCGAAGUUCUUGAGCCAACUCUUGUUUCCGUGCUUGCCGUGCGGUCGCUGCGCAAGCUAGAACUGAUUAGAAACCAUCGCCAGCUGCCUGCAUAUGUUCAGCCAUGUUGGUUUCCGACUCAGGUCAAUUUUCGCUCUACAAAAGUGUCCUUGCUUGAGCGUUUGGUCCAGAGCGGGGCAGGUGGUGGCGCUGGAAGGACAAGCCAUUGCACAGUUCUUGAUGAACAGCGACCAAUGCGGCCCGAAGUUUCGGCUUUGACAAACUGCGAGUACGAGGAUGUUGUUAACAUCACUGAUCAUGCAUGUACCCUUUCUCAGCGAAUAAGUGACUGUCAGUUUCAACCAACCAUAAAGAGGACCUGGUCUUCCCUCAAGGAUAAAGAGCCCGAACCAGAGUCAUCUGAACGCGAUCUGUGGUACGGGCAAGGGAAUGCUGUACCAGGUUUAGAGUCGGCCGUCUUCUUCUGGGAAAUUGAGGGUGAAGAAGAGCGAACAUCCGUUGGUCUAUCUCGUUGCAACAAUAAAGAGGCUGAGUUUUGCGCUGGAUUGGUCAGAUGGCUUCUUCAGUGCGGAGUUGCUCCAGCAGGCAUCACUGUUAUAACACCCUACAAAGGCCAAAAGAUCAAGAUUGUCAAAAAACUGCGGGGAAUACCUGGCGCGGUUUUGGGGCAACCUAAUGGCACGAAGGGAGCUAGAAGAAAUGAGGUUACGGUUUCAACAGUUGAUCGCUAUGAAGGCGAUGAAAACGACGUUGUUAUUCUAUCACUCGUCUGCACCAGGCCUGACAAUCUCUUUACUGCUAUACAAAAUCAAAUUACUAUUGAGGCGUCCAGGGCUCCUAUCGGGUUUUACAUCCUUGGUUCAUCUCGAGCUUUUGGUUCCAAUCAUCAAAAUGGAAGCGCCCCUCUGCACUGGCUCCGUCUGCUCAAAGAUCGUGAAUGUUCUCACACAAACGCAGGGCAAGGCGCGAAUGAAGGAAUAAUGGGGCAGCCCAGCCGCAUUGGUCGGAAACUAGAUAUUCGCUGCCCACGGCAUCCUGAUUCGUCGAAAGAGAUCUCCACACCAAGUGAUUUUCCGGCAAAGCGAGAAGAGUUGGCCUCUUUUUGCUCGAAACCAUGUACUUUUAGCUUACCUUGGUGUAGCCAUCUCUGUCAAGAACUUUGUCACUCAUCAUCCCAAAGGCAGCAUACGAGCAAGUGCAAAAUGCUCGUUCCAAGACCAUGCGAUACACAUUCAGAAAUCAGUCUUCAUUGUUGCAAUGUACGCCAAAAGCAAAACAUGGAGGCCGAGUCAUUGAAGGACGCAUUGAGCAAGUUCCAGUGCGAAGUCAUAGUCCCGUAUCACAGACCAGAAUGUUCGCAUGUUUUAAAAAUCUCCUGCCAUCAAUACAUGGGAAUCCUCGAUGGGUCUUUGAAGUUAAAGAAUUGUGAAAAGGCGGUGGCGGAUUACGUGCAUCCAGUUUGCGGUCACAGAUCGCUCGGUCCAUCGUGCUACAGACGUCGACAAUGGGAAAACGAACCGCCAGUGUGCAAAGUUGCAGUGGACCACAUUCGAAGCUGUGGUUGCGAGGUGCGACAACCAUGCCAUGACAAAAUGCAAGAAUGUGCGAUGAUUGAAGCCCCACUAUGCCAGGAAGCAGUUUCAAGACCGCGUCCUCGCUGUUCCCAUUUGCUAUCAUCUCGCUGCUAUGAAUCAAUGGCACUGCAAGAGCUUUGGUCGCAAGAGGGAGACGAGGCUGUCAACUGUGAUCCUCCCGUAAUCCGGUAUGGUAUUAUUUACGGGCCUUCAGAGGCUGACAUUAGCCAGGCAUAUCCUUCGAGAUUUACAAGGGUCUUCAAAGAGUGUUUUGUCGAAACAAAAUAUCUUGCUUCAUGCGGACAUAGUUCGAUUGUAUUAUGCUCAAAGGCAUUCAAACUCGCUGUUGGGACUAUUGACGAGCCUCCUUGCACUGAGAUAGUAAUUUUCCAGAGUCCAAUUUGCGGACAUCAGAUAGCAAGUCAGUGCUAUCUCCGCACUGCAUGCAGGGCUUUGGCAAAUACGGUAUUUGAAGAACAUGUUAACCUCGCCACUGGUCAGGUACAACGCUUCGCACAGGAGCGAAUGCUCCGAGCUGCUCCACCACUAGAUCCAAUUCUCAAUAAGCUGAGAAAUGCGUGCAGCUGCUCCGUUGUUAUUGCGAGAGAAUGUGGACAUGAAACGAGUGCUUUUUCGUGCUCACGCAUCUUUGCGUCUUUAAAACACAAAAAAUUUCCAUCUUGUAACGCACCCGUCGUUCUCAAACGCCCAUGUGGUCACCCUUGUACAGUUUCAUGUCAUCACCGAGGAAAUACGCUCCCUGUGUGUUCCGAAUAUGUUGACGAAGUGUUUAAAUAUCCUUGCGGAAAAAGCGGACACACACUGCAGCCGAAAACGUGCCAUCAUCUACGACUUCUUCAAGCGAGCACUGACAUUCAGUGCCCUCUCCAGGUUAAAGCUGUUCGCGCACGUUGUGGCCAUGCAUUUGAAUUGCCAUGUCACAUGGAAGGGAAGUUGAGAAAGAAAACUCCCGGUUCUUGCCUGAAUGCGAAAAUCUCACCGAGGAUAGUCCAAGAGGGAGCCGAUUACUGCGAAAGUGCAUUAGGCGUACCAGCAUGUCUUGAACGUGUUUCUUACCGGAGAAUGUGUGGUCAUAUAGACAGUGAUGUACAGUGUGACAUCGCCUUUCAAUGGGCUGAAUUUCCCCAAGAAGCCCCAGCAUGUAGACAUGAGAUAGCGAUGAAAUCGCCUCUGUGCGAGCACCAACUGCUUAUCGCCUGUAACCAGAAAGCCGACAUCUUGGCUGCAGAUCUGUGGAGAGGUCAGCCUCCAGAGCGUAUCACUUUAAGUAUGGAUGAUGAAGUCAGAACUUGUCCAGUCGUUCAUGAGGGCGUGCAGUUACCAGCUCUUCCAGCACUACAGACCAUUGCCUUGCUGCGAUGCGGAGAAUCGACUCUACUGCAACGAAAGUGCGGCCAUGAAAAGACAGUUCCCUGUGAGACCAUUUUCACCGCUAUGACCUCGAUUUGCGAACAACUCGAGAACGUUGAAUGUGCUGGAUGCGGCCAGACCAGCGCUCAACCAUGCCACGAACUGAAGAAAAAUCCAGAUGGUUUGCGAUGCAACCGUGUGGUUAAGAAGAAAUGUUCUGUCUGUCGCAUAAACAUAACGCCAGCGCCAUGUUAUAUGGAGGCAGUUCAAUGCGGCAGUGUGGUAAAUGCCAACCUCCAAUGCGGGCAUGAGAUUUCUUGGCAAUGUGGUGACGAGGAUCCGCGCUGGAAGCCUCUGAUGAAGGUAUGCAUUGUAUGUACCCACAAAAGGUGGUUGGACGUGCAUGCAACGGUCUCGUUGCAAAAAGAAGUGGCGGCCAAAGCUUCACCUCGAAAUGAGAAAACCACAAUUCUCGCAAAUGCAGCUGAAAAUCGUUUGCAUGGUGCGAAUUCUUGUGACAUAUUCAACAUCAACGCACUUUUGGCUGUGCUUCGCUCCCGUGCGCUUGAAAACCUCCCUGAAUCAUGGAUCAUGAAAUGUGAUAGAGUGCAGUGCAUCCCGGUCGAACGUUUGCUCCAAUCCUACCUCCGGCUCUUACAGCAAAACAUUGAUAACUUCGCUGCAGCGAUCAGGAACGGGGAAAGGGAGCGCAGAUUAUGCGCUCCGCCGCAGUUUCCCAGCGAAGACGGUGCUUACGAUAUUAUUUACUGCACUCGUACGUCUAAAGAAGAACCAGAAGACUGCUUUAGAAGCCUCAUGACACGGUAUGGGAUGGGUAUUACCGGGAAGAUAUUAUCUGAGAAGUCUAUUGUGCAUGAAAGUGAGAAGCGUAGACAUAAUGCGCCAUGGUCCAUUUUUGUCGGUGCUGUUCUGCGUCAUCAAAUGCUGGAUGACGUAGAACCUUUUAUGGCUCAAGUGCGAAGUGACUGCUGUCAGACGGAGGCCCGGAAAAAGGCAUUGAAACAAAUGCAGUCUUGCAGGGCAAAGGGCUACGACCACAUUUCUUUAAAACCGAUGGGUGAACCAUUCGGCCGGGUUUUUUGGACUGCGGGCUCUGUAAUACCAUUAUAUCAAGUCGAGUUACAAUUCCAUCGGCGAUGCGAAAUAUGUAUGGACAACAUCCCGGCGUUCAAAGCUUGGGGGUGCCCAGAUGAUCAUUUCUUGUGUGGAGAGUGUUUUGGUAGCUACGCAAAGAGAGCUCAAGAACCAGGCACCCUUCGUCGUAUUGUUGAUCAAGACGGGAAUUUGGCAUGCCCACACGAUGGCUGCAAGAGGACAUAUGACAUCCUGCAUCUAUUGCGACAGAGGCAGGACGCUAGUGAAGAGGAGCUUCAACCACUUCAAUCGGAACUGGAAAAACUCAAAAUUGCAACGCAUGCCAAACGUCAUGUAAAAGCUGCAUUGGACGUACAGAAAAUGGAGCUCGAGGCAGAGUUCAAACGGAUUCAGCAAAUUCAGGAUCUAGAUGAACGUCGCGCGGAGAUUCUUCGCCUUGAAAUAAUUGAUCAAAUCCUGACCCUCCGCUGUCCAAACUGCCGGAUGGCUUUUAUCGAUUUUGACGGGUGCUUUGAUCUCACAUGCGAUGGUUGUAUGCAUCACUUCUGUGCAUGGUGCAUAUCUCACUUUAGUCGACACGAUGUGCACAGUCAUGUCGCUCAUUGUCCGAAGUCACCACAGCAGGGAGCAGUAUAUGGCCAAAUGGAGCAGUUCACACGGCUUCAUUCCGUUCGUCGCCGACAACUAGUCGUGCAAAGACUCAAGGGCGAAGUACGAGAAGUGCAAAAAUUAACCCUUGCACGCGUUCGUGGUGAACUGCAAGACCUUAAUAUUCACAUCAAACUGGACCAACUCGUCACAGAUUAAGAACUGCAGGAUCACUAUUUUGAUGACAAGUUGAACGUUUUGGAUUGGUACAAGUCACGCACUUUCCAGUGGUGAUGCGCCAGCGGUGUCAAAAGUGCAUCUAUCCCAGUGGUGGGGGGUGUAUUUAUGCCAAAUUCGUACACUAAGAUUGUCCGUAAAGUCACGAAAACGCGUGUUUUGGUGGCGUGUCUGCUCAUAUUUUCUAAACGAAAAAAUUUCCGACAACGCGUUUGGCAAAACUCACGUCAUACCGAAAACUGGGGGCAUGUGAGUUUUCCACGAGUUUCACAUUCGCCUGACCACAGCAGUGCCGGAUCGACCCGUCAUGAAGGAAAACAAAGUGGUUUUCUGUUCUUUUCAUCAGCACAAACGAGUCUCAGACUGCACGGGUCGUAUCGUUAUGCGUCAUGGACGCCCCUAUCGCUUCAUCUGCGCAGAGUCCAUCAACGGAUCAAAGCGCGACAGGAUGUGCCACAGAUGCCGCCGAAGCAACCGCGAAAGAUAGACGAGUAGAAGCUUCUAAAAAGCGGUCCUCUCUAAACGGCUCUCCUCAGCCUGUCAAGAAGACGAAACACAUCGCUCUUUCGACUGAGAGACCAUUCUAUCCUUGUGGCGAGCUACAAUAUUCGCUUCAGCAGGUAUUCGCGCAGGUGCACGUAAUCUGUCGGGCGGCACAACGUUGUACUAGACUUGCGUUUGUUGCGGGCAGGCACCCGGCUGGAGGUCAGUCCGCAAAACACGUGGCGGAAUUUUUCAAUCACGGGUUUACCUUGCGUCCAUCGAUUUUGUGGGCAAAUGUGUGGUUACAUCCAGACGGCAGUACGGCACACCACAGUAAUAAGACACAGCCAAUAGGGCAUACCGUAGUCACGACGCAAUAAAGUCUCCGACGGCCACCCGCUCCCUCGGGGAUCGGGGGGUAUCGGAGUUCACGGAACCACAAAA